AUGGCGAAAAACUAUAUUAUCGAGCAUAUGGAGGAGGGUAUGCAUGACUGGUGCAAGCUGGAGUAUGAGCACAUGGUCGCGGUCUGUGGACCAGAACAUGUCUAUUUCACAGCAUUGACGCCAACGACUCUCGCAGAUAUGCCAGAGUCCCUGGCGAGGGCUCAUUGUCAUACUGAAGAUAUAUUGACCAUGGGUGAUCGUAUCCCUCACGAGAAGGUCUGCCUUCUCGAUCCUGCUUCGCCCGAUGUCUUGAGCCCAGAGGAUGGCGACAAAUUUGAUUUCUUCUUGUUUGGCGGUAUCCUAGGAGACGAUCCACCAAGAGAUCGCACCGGCGAAUUGAGAAAACUUGGAUUCGCAACCCGCCACUUGGGACCAGUCCAGAUGACAACAGAUACGGCCCUCAAUGUCACUCGUCGCGUCGUCGAAGGACGAGUCCCACUGGACAAGAUUCCGUUUGUCGACCACCCAGAGAUCAAGCUACGCAAGAAGGAGACGGUGACAAUGCCCUUCAGAUAUAUUAUCAAGGAGUCAUCGGCAUCAGAGGAGGAGACAGCAUCAACGACAGACGAGGCAGCAAGCAAGAAAAAAUCAAAGAAGUCAAAGCAACCCGAGCCAUUGCUUCCGCCAGGCAUGAUUGAGUUGUUGAAGAAGGAUAACGACACUGCUCUGGAUCUGUUUUGA
Gamsiella multidivaricata is the source of this 681-nucleotide messenger RNA. RefSeq lists its product as uncharacterized. Gene Ontology annotation, molecular function: protein-arginine omega-N monomethyltransferase activity. Gene Ontology annotation, biological process: peptidyl-arginine methylation. The transcript is spliced from 4 exons. Lineage: Eukaryota; Fungi; Mortierellomycota; Mortierellomycetes; Mortierellales; Mortierellaceae. The record is from RefSeq and is a predicted model, not a curated record. The coding region runs from base 1 to 681 and encodes 226 amino acids.